CUUUUUCCGGGCUGCCGCUCCAAAAAAUUCUCCCGUUCGACGUCGAAUGGCGACUGAUGGCGACGCCCGCAAACGGACCCGAGCCCGAUCGAACCGACGUUGGGAGCCGAGCGUGAAAACUCCGAGGGAUCUCGAUUGGCUGAGAGGAAAACUCGGGCGAAGCGUUCUCGCGGGGCCGAGAUGUGUCGAGUGGCGUAAGUCGAGGACAGCCGAGGGUCCGAGCGUACGAGCGUACGAGCCAGGAAUGCGAUCCGUCGAGUGAGGAGCCACCGAGGAAAACGACGGGCUGUCCCCGAUCCAGGAUGUUCCACCACGAGUACGAGAAGCGCCUGUUGAAGCCGUGCAACGAGAGUCACCAGGAGGCAGCGGGCAACGGGGUCGCGGGCUCGCCCGCGUACUUCUCUCCCACGAAGAUGAGUAACAACAGUUUCGACCGGUUCAUCCCCACUCGGUCGGGGAACAACUGGCAGACCACGUUCUCCAUGAUAUCCGAGGGUGGCCGCGGGGGACCGGUGGCCAAGAAGACCAGGGAAAACGGAGAGGGCAGUCGAGAUGGCAUAGCGUACUCGUGCCUGUUGAAGAACGAGCUCCUCGGUGCAGGCAUCGAGGAUGCCAAAGGUCAGUGCGAGGAGCGCAGAAUACUCUCCCCUCUGACGGGGAAGAACCUCUUCAAGUACGCCACUCCUACCAAGGAUCGUACUCUGCUGGGCCAGAGUUCUCCGUACUCGCUGUCCCCGCUCAGUGCCAAGAGCCAGAAGCUCCUGCGCUCGCCACGGAAAGCCACCAGGAAGAUAUCAAGAAUACCGUUCAAGGUAUUGGACGCCCCGGAACUGCAGGACGACUUUUACUUGAACCUCGUCGACUGGUCCUCCCAGAAUGUCCUCAGCGUGGGAUUGGGAAGCUGCGUGUAUUUGUGGUCAGCCUGCACGAGUCAGGUGACGCGACUCUGCGACCUCUCCGGAGACGGAAACAGCGUCACUUCGGUGGCAUGGAACGAGAGAGGUAACCUCGUGGCGGUCGGCACGCAUCUCGGAUACAUCCAGGUGUGGGACGUGGCAGCGAGUAAGCAGGUGGGUAAGCUCCAGGGGCACAGCGCCAGGGUCGGCGCCCUCGCGUGGAACGGAGAGGUGCUCUCCUCGGGCAGUCGAGAUCGGCUGAUCCUGCAACGUGACGUCAGGACUCCCGGCGUCGUGGGAGAGCGAAGACUGGGCGCCCACCGUCAAGAGGUCUGCGGACUCAAGUGGUCUCCGGACAAUCAGUACUUGGCCUCGGGGGGCAACGACAAUCGGCUGUACGUGUGGAACUUGCACUCGUCGUCACCGGUCCAGACUUACACGGAACAUUUGGCAGCUGUCAAGGCCAUCGCCUGGUCGCCUCAUCACCACGGACUGCUGGCCUCCGGGGGAGGCACGGCUGAUCGUUGCAUCCGGUUCUGGAACACCCUGACAGGGCAGCCCAUGCAGUGCGUCGACACUGCAUCCCAAGUGUGCAACCUCGCCUGGAGCAAGCACAGCUCCGAGCUGGUCAGCACCCACGGAUACUCGCAGAACCAGAUACUCGUCUGGAAGUACCCGAGCCUCACCCAGGUGGCCAAGCUCACCGGGCACUCGUACAGAGUCCUGUACUUGGCGAUGUCGCCCGACGGGGAGGCCAUAGUCACCGGAGCAGGCGACGAGACCUUGCGCUUUUGGAACGUCUUUAGCAAGGCUCGCAGUCAGAAAGAGAACAAGUCUGUGCUCAAUUUGUUUACCAGCAUUCGGUAAAGUAGGGGUGCGAGGAAGAUUUUAUGCAAUGUACAUACGUACGUACGAAUAUAUGUAUACAUAUACAUAUAUAGUGGAAGAGAUAAUCGUAUCACGCGGCGGUUGAUAGCUACGUAUAGUCCUCAUAUGCAUACAUAUACACCCCCGAGCAAGCCUAUACUUACGUAGCGGAGCCCGCGCACCCGCGCGCACGUACACGAGGGUACGAACUUCUUGGACGAAGUCGAUAAAGUCUAGGGACACGGUGGAUGUUCUCCGACCCUCUCGGUGUCGCGGGCUUUCGCGAACGGGUACGCGCAUCUCCGCGCUCUGGCACCGAAAGGGUCAAAGGUUUUUCGUUAAACCGCCGCAUACGUCGACGAGGACCGCACCGUCGGCUGGCGCCGCUUCUCGCGGAACCUAGAGCGUAAUUACUUAAUCGAGAGCUCGACUCGAUCGCGUUGCGCUGCGUUAAUCGCCAAGCCGGAACGACGACGUGUCUUUGAAAGUCAGCUGACGUGUACAAAUUAACGGCGAAGACGAUUCGGAAAGCGCGUCGACUAUUUAUAAAUACUAUAUAUUGAGAAGUAAUCUAAUAUAUUGUACGUCGUUCCACGUCGCGAAGGGACGGCGAAAG
Molecule: messenger RNA, 2379 nt
Organism: Orussus abietinus
Lineage: Eukaryota; Metazoa; Arthropoda; Insecta; Hymenoptera; Orussidae
Gene: fzr
Product: fizzy-related protein homolog
Exons: 1
Coding region: 303-1763 (486 amino acids)
Biological process (GO): positive regulation of anaphase-promoting complex-dependent catabolic process; positive regulation of ubiquitin protein ligase activity; anaphase-promoting complex-dependent catabolic process
Cellular component (GO): anaphase-promoting complex
Molecular function (GO): ubiquitin ligase activator activity; protein binding; anaphase-promoting complex binding
Source: RefSeq, a predicted model, not a curated record